Molecule: messenger RNA, 1473 nt
Organism: Effrenium voratum
Lineage: Eukaryota; Dinophyceae; Suessiales; Symbiodiniaceae
Source: the annotation of a GenBank genome assembly
GGCUCCGAAGCUCUUAGCCUGGCGCCCCGCCUUCGCCGCGGAAAUUCUUUUUCUGCGCGGCGGGGUUCGGCGAAGGGCGCCAUGAAGGAGACCCUGGCCGAGCCCCUGCUCGGAACCCAUCCCAAGCCCAAGCUGGCGCCUCUCUAUGCGGUGAGCCUCAUCCGAACGACGGGGGUGGCCACGGCCAUGAUGCCGGCCUUCAACCUCCGGAUUGCCGCCCUCGGCGCGGCGGCGGGUCACGACGCCGCCGCCGUGGCCAACGCCAUGGGCCUCAUCAGCGCGCUGCGGAGCUUCUCGGAGUUUACGGCCGCGCCGCUGCUGGCGUCCUGGUCCGACCGCCUGGGUCGGAAGAAGGCGCUGCUGGCCUCGGCCCUGGCCUUCACCCUGGAGACAGCCCUGCUGGCGGUCUCGCCGGGGCUGAUGAUGCUGGGCCUGGUGCACGUGGCCGGGGGUCUCCUGUCCUCCGGGGGCGCCAUUGAGACCAGCUGCAUCGCGGACGCCACGCCCGCGGGGCCCCGCAGGGCGGUGGCGCUGGGGCGCUUCUUCACGGUGAUCGGCGCGGCCUUGGUCCUGGGCCCAGCGCUGGGGGGCUAUCUGCUGGGCCACUUCGGUGGGGCGGCGCCCUUCGCCUGCGCAUCACUGCUGGGCUCGUUGGCGCUGCUGGGCACCGCUCUCUUGGUGCCGGAGUACCUGCCGCCCGGGCGCCGCGCAAAGAGCAAAGCACCUCUGCUGCCGGCGCUGGAGGCGAUGCAGUUGCUGGCGCAGGUGCCCCCGCUCCGGUGGUACGCCGCGGCGUCAGGGCUCUUCAACUUGGGCAUGGCCGUGUACGGCACGGUGAACGUCCUGUGGCUCAAAGAGGCCUUUGGCUGGACAGGCCAGGACGUGGGCCACUUCUUGUCCGCCCUGGGCGCCGCGGUGAUCCUCUCCCAGGUGGUCUUCCUGCCGGGCCUGCUCCGCCUUGCCAAAGGCCGCGAGCCCAUCGUGGUGCAGGGAGCGAUUUUGCUGCACGCCAUCAAGUUCUUGGGCUACGCCUGGGCGCCGCGGGGCUGUUGGGCCUACGCCGUGCUGGCGGUGAGUUCGCCCACCUUCUGUGCCGCGCCCAUCCUCUCCAGCCUCUGCACCCGUCACGUGCCGAGCACGCAGCAGGGCUUGUGGUCAGGCAGCACGUCGGCGCUGAACACCGCAGCUAGCGUGGUGGGCGCGCUCAUCGGCUCCCGCUUGCUGGCGCUUGCCCUGCAGGGGCACUUGCCGCUGGGUUCCCCGCUCUAUGCCGGCUGCGUGUUCCACCUCCUCGCCGCCUGCUGCGUGGGCUGCGGCAGCCGGCGCUUUGCCAAGGACGCAGCGGAGGACCUGCCAGACGCUUUGCACGGAGCCUGAAGUUCUGAAGCGCCCGAGUCAGCAGGUGCUCCUUCUGAUCUCCCAAACCUCCGGCGUUGCGCCUUUUUCAUGUUUGAGGGCUCCUUAAAAGAUACA